AUGGCACCACGAAGAAGGAAGCAACUCUACGAGGACGUUCAAACCAUCAUGCUUAAUUGGGACAUUACAUCUUUCGAUAAAUGUUUACCGAAGACUCUAUGUCCCAACCACAACCAGGAGUGGAGGGAAUGGAGUAAUGAAUUCAUGGGACUUUUGAGUUCAAUUGCAUCAACACCCAACACUACCCAUCCGGACUUUAAGAAAAGAUUAAGGAAGACAAUACAGAUACGCAAAGAGAAGGAUAGCUCUGCUGUUGGUAGCAAUGAAGUGGAUUUGAAAACCGUUUUGGAAGAAUAUAGAAGUGAGGCUGAGAAGACAAGCGCUGAUACCGCGCACCCUGGACCGAGUUCACAAGAGAAGCCUGUCAACCGCACUACUCGCCAAGCAAGCAUUCAGAUUCCCAAAACACCAAUGAAUCAGGAAGAUGAGGACGAGUAUGAAGAAGAAGAAGGAUCUUCCGAGCCCCUCGCCGGCGGAAAAUACCAAUAUCUUAACGGCGUCAAACCCGUCAAGGUAGACUUGAAUCCUGAAGCAUCUGCUGCAAAGAAGCCCACGCGGCCAAAACCGGCAACGAGAGGUAAACGACGAAAAGCAGAUGAGGAAUCAGUGUCAGAUCCUCUUGCAGCAGAACUCCCAAGUCAGAUCCACCAAGAUCCAGAUCCCAGGGCACCAGAUGAUACUGGUUUUCUUUCGGACCUUGAUGGUGAUGGAAUGGAUUUGGGAGGAAGAAAAAGGAAGAAGCGGUUAUCAAGACUCCAACAACAAAGAGUUAGAGAGCCGCAUUGGCAGAUGGAAAUGGAUAAUACUGCUGCUGAUGUCCCGGACCUAGAUGAUGGUCUUGACACUCCAACCUUUCGUAGAGAUGUCAAAGUUCCUUCGAAUGUUGGUACAGGAGAUGUAGAGGAUUCGUUUAUGGGUAACAAGGAAGACGUGGCCAUGAAGAACACAGAGGACAUGCCUGUUUCGGGUGCGGAAGACUCACCUGUUCAUACCGGACAGGAUGUCAUUAUGAACGACGGCGAGGACGUGGAAUUGGAACUGGAGAAUUUACCUGAAAUACCGGAGAAUGCGACGGUCGCGGAGAGAAGGGAAAUGGAAGAGUUGAGAUUGAAGAUGGAGCAACGGGUGUGGAGAAUCAAGGUACUGAGGAUCAAAGAAAGGGAGCGUGGUGGUAGCGAGAUGACUGAGCAAGAUGGAAGUAGUGUGAAUGCGGAGAAUGAUGCGGCGAGCAACGGUAGAGUGUUAAGGAAACGAAGGGGGAAGUAG
This is a messenger RNA of Alternaria burnsii, 1266 nucleotides long. RefSeq lists its product as uncharacterized. The transcript has a single exon. Lineage: Eukaryota; Fungi; Ascomycota; Dothideomycetes; Pleosporales; Pleosporaceae. The record is from RefSeq and is a predicted model, not a curated record. Bases 1 to 1266 code for a protein of 421 amino acids.